This is a messenger RNA of Meira miltonrushii, 1434 nucleotides long. RefSeq names its product NAD(P)-binding protein. The transcript has a single exon. Gene Ontology annotation, cellular component: cytoplasm. Gene Ontology annotation, biological process: cellular response to oxidative stress. Lineage: Eukaryota; Fungi; Basidiomycota; Exobasidiomycetes; Exobasidiales; Brachybasidiaceae. The record is from RefSeq and is a predicted model, not a curated record. The coding region runs from base 55 to 1092 and encodes 345 amino acids. Gene Ontology annotation, molecular function: quinone reductase (NADPH) activity; zinc ion binding.
CAGAUUGUUCGCUACCCCUUUUUUAUCAACAUUCAUCUCCUGUCUUUGUCGAAUAUGAGUACACCUUCAAUCCCAAAAACACAAACGGCCAUCAUUCUUCGUCAAUAUGGCGAACCAACGGCAAUGGAAGUGGACAAGGCAUACAAAGUACCUUCACUCGAAGAAGUAACACCUACAAAAGUGUUGAUCAAAAACGUUUUUGCAGGAAUUAACUUUAUUGAUACAAAUGUACGUAGAGGUAAAUAUCCUUCUCAAUUACCAAUCAUACCUGGGAUGGAAGGUGCUGGAACGGUUGUUGCAGCAGGAAGCGAAGUUCAACAAUUGUUUCCAAUGGGUUCAAAAGUUGGUUAUAUGGGUAUGGGUUUGCAAUCGUAUGCGGAAUAUGCAUUGAUUGAAGCGGAUAAAUGCGUUCCGAUCUUGGACUCAAAUGUUUCUUUUGAGGAUAUUUGUGGUGCUAUGAUGCAAGGAAUGACUGCUCAUUAUCUCACAAGUGCUGAUGGUACAUAUGAAGUCAAGAAAGAUGAUCAUGUCUUAAUCCAUGCAGGAGCAGGAGGAAUGGGUUUAUUGCUCACACAAGUUUGCAAGUUGAAAGGAGCAAAAGUGACAACGACAGUCUCCACCCAACAAAAAGCACAGAAGAGCAAAGCAGCAGGAGCAGAUAAUGUGGUCCUAUAUGCAAACCAAGAUGGUACCCCUACAGAUGCCUGGGUUGAAGAAGCACGUAAAACGACUCCAAACGGUCAAGGAUUCAAUGUGAUUUAUGAUUCGGUUGGAAAGACAACAUUUGCGCAUUCGCUUGAUUUGAUUGCUAAACGUGGAAUGGUGGCUCUUUAUGGCUCGGCAAGUGGACCGCCAGAUCCAAUUCAACCUUUAGAUUUGGUGAAAAACUCUACAAAGAUCACACGACCAACCCUUUUCCAUCAUGUGGAAAACGCAAUCACUCUACGUCAUCGUGCAAAUGAGGCACUAACGUGGAUCGCCUCGGGUAAGGUAAAAUUUGAUUAUGUCAAAUACCCACUCGAUCAAGCAGCAAAAGCACAUGAAGAUCUACAAGGACGCUCGACAACCGGUAAAUUGUUACUCCAAAUCUGAAUUAUAGACAAAAAAUGCUAUUCAUUCAUUCGUUAAACCCAUUGCGUGCGUAUCUAUGUACAAAGAUCUUUUAUUGACGACGUUUGCCUGUAAUAUCAGCAAAGAUUCCUUUGCAAAUGCUUGCAAGACUUUGCCAUGAUUCCCAAAUUGGCAUAACAAUCACAAUUCCCGCUGAACAGAACAUCCAAGCGAUAAUUAUUCCAACCCAUGCUCCUAAUCCUGUUGGCGUAAAGGUUUUUGGAAUGAUUGCCAUGCAUGGAACAAAGAUUAAAAGAAUGAAUGUCAUCGGAAUCGAAACACGAAUAGCCAUUCGAACGCUCUUCUGUAGUUCUACAGGGUCCA